Carica papaya (papaya) is the source of this 436-nucleotide messenger RNA. Its product is annotated as large ribosomal subunit protein eL22z-like. Gene Ontology annotation, molecular function: structural constituent of ribosome; RNA binding. The record is from RefSeq and is a predicted model, not a curated record. Gene Ontology annotation, biological process: cytoplasmic translation. Lineage: Eukaryota; Viridiplantae; Streptophyta; Magnoliopsida; Brassicales; Caricaceae. Gene Ontology annotation, cellular component: ribosome.
CAUUUAUAUAUUUGAAGAGACUGCUAACGAAGACUGUUUUCUGCUCCAUAUUAGGGCUUUUGAUUGAGUUGUUUACAGAGCAAGAUCAAUCAAAAUGAGUCGGGGCGCAGCAGCAGCUGGUGGCGCGAAGGGGAAGAAGAAGGGAGCCACCUUCGUGAUCGACUGCGGGAAGCCGGUCGAGGAUAAGAUUAUGGAGAUUGCCUCUCUCGAGAAGUUUCUCCAGGAGAGGAUCAAGGUCGGCGGGAAAACCGGCGCUCUCGGCGAUUCCGUCACCGUCGUCCGUGACAAGAAUAAGAUCACUGUCAAUGCCGAGUCCGCCUUCUCUAAAAGGUACCUCAAGUACUUGACUAAGAAGUACUUGAAGAAGCACAAUGUGCGGGAUUGGCUUCGCGUUGUUGCUUCCAACAAAGACAGAAAUGUUUACGACUACGGUACU